AUGGCUUCGAAUAAUGGCAAGAUCAAAAGCCAAGAAACAGGUCCUGAACUACCGGAACCUCAUGAACCUCUUGUCACCUUUCAUAAGUUUAAUAUUCGGAUUUACAAUGAACUGCAAAUGUACUUGUUGGAUAGUCAUUGUUAUUCAAAAGACGAUGAUUUGGGGACGAAAGUGUUGUACCCAAAUGAUGAACAAAGUUGGUCAUUCAGAGGGAAUUGGUUGGGAACUACAAAUUUCCAUUGCAAAUUGGAGUGGGAAAAUGGAUAUUUGGAAUUUGAUGCUUUUUCUAAUGAUGUAAAGUUUUUGACGAAUUUCUGUGCAAAAUCGUCAUGUUGUUGGAGUGCAAGACAAGAUGGGGUUUAUUUGACCAAUCAAAAUGGUCAAGUUGUUUUCAACCAGAAUUGGGAAAUGAUUAGAACAUGA
Molecule: messenger RNA, 423 nt
Organism: Cucumis melo (muskmelon)
Lineage: Eukaryota; Viridiplantae; Streptophyta; Magnoliopsida; Cucurbitales; Cucurbitaceae
Product: S-protein homolog 1-like
Exons: 1
Coding region: 1-423 (140 amino acids)
Source: RefSeq, a predicted model, not a curated record